Tigriopus californicus is the source of this 5369-nucleotide messenger RNA. RefSeq names its product mucin-2-like. NCBI's taxonomy places the organism in Eukaryota, Metazoa, Arthropoda, Copepoda, Harpacticoida, Harpacticidae. The record is from RefSeq and is a predicted model, not a curated record. The transcript has 7 exons. The coding region runs from base 211 to 5352 and encodes 1713 amino acids.
ACCAAAUGAUAGAGUGACAAGGGAAGAAGGCCCAGGAAGACCACUCUUGAGGCAUUCAAUGCUUAACUUUGAAAGCUGGUGCGACCUGCUCGUCCUUCAGUCAAAAUCGAUAUUUCUUGAUUCAUGUGAGUUUUUUUUUAGCAAAUUCGACGUCGAAUCAUCCGGCAAGUUGGAUUUUGCUUUCCAAAUGUCUUUUUCGUACACCAACGUAUGAAUAAAAGUGUGAAAAGUGCGUGGAACAUCAGACGGAAGAGGGCAGCUCUGAAAAUGGUUGACUUUUCGUUUCCUAAAGUGCUGAUCUUAGUCGUUUUUCAAAUUUAUUGUGGGCUGGUCGAUACGCAAAGGUGCGAAGACAUUCAAAUAGGAAAUCUUAUCCUGAAAGAAAACCCAGUGAAGGCAUUGAAAAUUGCCAAAACCAAGUUGACCACCAUUCAGAUUCUGGAAGAACAGUAUUUUGGCUCUUUAACUUGUCAUGUUCUUCGUAAUGUGGACCAACCCCUCUUUGAGCACUUUUUGGCCAAUUCAAGCACCGUCUUUCAGUCAGUCAGUGCUUACGACCCAUAUAUUUUUGGAAAAAAAACUCAUCGAAUCUUCACGUGUGAUAUAUAUCUAAUCGACGAUUACUUUGAAGAAAAGAUUGUCGACCUUGAGGUGGCUCUGAUAUUGCAACCCUUAUUGGGCAGAAAUGCUCGUAAUAAGUGCGAUGUGCCCGUGAUAGCCAGACAAACAAUCACUUUCGAAUUUGACCGUGGUAAUGGACGUGGUGGGGUGGAUGUCUCUAGUACUGCCCAAAACCAAAGCAAAAAGGGAAGCCCAAAUUUGGCCGGGAAAAACGAAAGAAAAUCUACAAGGUAUCCUUGGCCUUUUCAAACCUCAGCCCCCGAUGCGAGGAAGACUUCUCAUAGUCAAAACGAAGAAGAUCGGAGCAAAUAUCAUUUCGACUCGAUGCCAAAGAACGAUAGGCGUAAAGCUGGAGGAACUUCAGCCAAUCCAAGUCAAAGUCAGAAACAAAGUCAUAAACAAGCCAAAAAUACACCUCAAAUGAGCCAAGUAACGGCAGAAGUGAUGAUAAGACCGACGGUGCCAAGUAGUAGUGCAGCACAAGACGAUGAAGCAUCUGUUUUUGACUCCACGCAACAACAUGUCCAAACCAAUCCAAAUUCAACGUCUAUAGAUAAGGGAAACACCGACAUAAUGACUUCGGUUAAUGGUGUACCGACAUUCAACCCCCAGAGGACGACUCCAAACACACUGUUUGAGGAGACACCAAAUCCCACGGGUGUGCCCCAUACGACAAUUGAACCAAUGGUAGUAAAAGGUCAAACUGGACAUGAACAAACGUCCCCUUCAAUUCAAUCAACAAUCAAUAGCAAGACCAGCCCUGACAACCUAAUUGAUAGUGUCCUGGAGAUGAAGACUUCAAAGCCGGACCAAACAGACUCUCAGACUGAAAAGAGUCAAGGCAAGUACUCCACAUCAAUUGAGGAAAACACCACAACUCAACUCCAAUUUGAAGAAGAAAGCUCAACGACUUUGGUCCAAGACACGAAUCUAAAUAGUUCUUUCCGUCCUGAAAAAAACGAUGGCGACGACACGCACACUAGAAGCAAUACAAAUGAUGCUACUUUAUCUGACGGCUCUGGAAAUAAAGAUCAAGAAGGUACAUCCCCAAUCUUCAAUCGUGUGACCAUCGAAAUGAUAGUGAAGGAUACGUUAACGCCAGUAACAACUAAAAAGGGAAUGAGUGAUCCUGCUCGUGUCCCAACCACAUUGAUUGCAAUCACUACUGGCUCUGAUAUUUUUGAGACCUCGACCGAAAAUCCACAAACGUUGGCUGAUACCAUCAGUCCCAUUGACUUGGUCAACAACAUCAAAGAUCGAGAGCUAGAUAAAGAGGAGAAUGACAGAUCCAAUGAAAACUAUACCACCAACACCAUAACCGCAACAACCACAACCAAAGAUGUUAGAACUGACUCAAAUAGCGUUACCAAUGAUGGCGAAUCCAAUAGCAGCGACGCUACUACAAUGUCAAGCUUUACAGCUCUUUCAACAAGCGCAAUUAUAACGGGAGUCAAUCUUACCCCCGUUAUGACAACACAACAAACAGCAAGCAGUGCGUCGUUGUCAGUAACAGUCACAACAACAAAAGCAACAUUAUCAUCAGCAUUGUCAAAAACAACGCCAACAAGUUUUACUGGUAAAAACAUCUUUGAGAUAGAUAUCAGUAACAAUAAAGACAAAACCGACAUUGAUAUCAACACUGACAGUAACAUUGACAUCACAACCGACACCAAUAACAACACCGACAACAACGCUGACACCAACACCGACACCAAUAACAACACCGACAACAACGCUGACACCAACACCGACACCACCACCGACACCAUCACCGACACCACCACCGACACCACCGCCGACACCACCGCCGACACCACCACCGACACCACCACCGACACCACCAUCGACACCACCACCGACACCACCGCCGACACCACCACCGGCAACAACAUUAACAAUGAUCACGAUCACGACCACAACAACAACAAAAACAACAACAACAUUGAUAAUGAAAGCAAUGACGAGGUCAGCAUCGUCACCAAAGCAAACACUAAAACAGUAACCAACACCAUCACUGAUAUCGAUACUUACACCGACACUACAGUCAACAAUAUUGAUAACAAAGGCAACAAGGACAGCAACACGAAUACUGUCAGAAGUAACGGCGACGAUCAUACAUUCACCGAACAAAGUACGUUCACUCUGGGGCACUUUUCAAAUUCGAGCUCAAACUCCAACAACAUGACCAAUGCUAUUAACGAUAGUAUCGACGUUGCCACAUCUACAUCCCCCAUUCAACAAUCACCUACAAUGGAAACAAUAAAUGUGCCUUUCCUCGAUACCAUCGGGACAAAACGAACUGAAAAAACGCUGGCAACAUCAACAUCAAAAGGAGCAACAGCACCAGUAACGACAAAAGAAGCAGCUGCAACAAUGACAACAAGUACGGUCACAGCUAAACAUGCAACGGUCUCGAACCCGGUCACAAUUGGUACAAGUAUUGACAGCGUUACCACCAGAACAACAAUGGUAACAGUGACAGUAACCACAUCUCCAAUCAAAAUCGACCCAGUCACUAGCAUUACUUUUAAACCAAUAACAACAACAACGACGACAACAACAUCAACAACGACGACGACGACGACAACAUCAUCAUCAACAACAGCAUCAUCGACAACGACAACAACAACAUCAUCAACAUCAAGAACCGCAUCAUCAACAACGACAACAACAACACUGGCGACGACAACCGCCGUGUCAUUUCUCCCUUCAACACUUUUUGUUCCUGUUGUUGAAACGGAAGUUGUCACGAUAUUUCCACCAUUGGGAACAACGAGAUCACCAAGAAUUGUCAAACCUCCAACUGGAUCCCUCUUGAAUGGAACUUCAACAGAUCCAAAUCAAGAAUCCGAGAAUAUUUUGGACAACCGGAUUUUAGUAGAUGAGCCAAUUUUAGGAGAGAGUCUUCAAAAUGUUACAGUAUUCCUUCCUAACAAACCUAAGACGGAUGACUCAAAGUUGAAUGUAGUGGGAUCUCAAAAGAGCGCUUCAUUAUUUUGGUCGCUCUUGGCCAUUAUAUUGAGCUUAGCGUUCGUUGUCAUUGGAAUACUCAUCUAUUAUUGUUGUCCUGGUAUUUGUUGCUGUUGUGGAGAAUGCUCACGACGAGAAAAAACUCAGAAAGCCCUUGUUGGAUUAACCUCGAGAGAAAGAGAUGUCGAAUUUGCUCCUUUUCAAGAAAGGCUGGAGCUACAUCGUCGAGCCAACGGAAAUAAUGGCCAAGGUCCAAGUGUAACGGAUCAUUAUUCUGUUUCUGACGAAACCAACAACUUUAGCUUUGGUCCAGACCUAAAUGAUCAUCAUGGAUCAGCUAUACAACGUUCAAGAUCAAGAAACAUCUCAAGCCAAUUUUCCAAAUCCCUGGGACACAGAUUCCUCGAAGGUGGCUCUAAAGUACGUCAAACAUUCAUGCGUCCAUCCGUACGUACUUUUUAUAAUCGUCAAAGAUUCGGUCACAAUAACGACUUCUAUGACUAUGGUGGUACAAGAGACAAUGAUGCCUUGGUACAUGAGCGACCCAGUAGCUCACCAGUUUUAGUUCGAAUUUUGAAAGCUGUCACACCACGAGGAAGACGAUCUCGAUCAGCUGGAGAUGCGUCUCUACGAUCAAGAGCCUUGAGACAAAAUUCUAGAGCAUUUCAAAUCGUGGAAGAUAACUUCGAUCGGAGACGGUCAGGGAGUGACAGAGCAGAUCUCCAGAUGUUGGCUUUAGAAUAUCAACGCACGCCAUAUCAGCCAAUACUCAACGGACCACACACCCGGGGAAUGAACGAUUACUUAGAGCGAGAUGUUCAAGUUCUCAAGGUGGGCGACUCCCGUGAUGAGCUUUUUCGACGCGAAGGAUCUGCCGAAAUCUUGGAAUUGGACUCCAACCAGAGCGGCUAUGGAGACUCUGGGAAAUUUAACCACAGUUCGGAAGUGAUGAAUGACUCUGUGAAAUUCAACCUCGAGGACUAUGAUGAGAUUCAACAAAGAAGUGUUGGAAUCGACAACGAGGGAAUAAUGACUUUUGAGCAACAUCGUGCACUGCCGCUCUCGCAGGGAAUGCAUUCGGCCGGGGCAAAGCCAAUUACUCGCAUGAAAGCAGACGUGGAAAGUAAGAUGGUUCAAACAGAUGAUUCAUACCUUCAGCGUAAGAUGAGCAAGAAGGUUCAGACAAUACAUCUCGACGAAUCCGAUUCUGAUGACGACAAGGAUUUGGCAAACCAAUCGCUAAAUCAAUCGAUGACCUCUUCGUUGCAUGGUCCAGCGUAUGAUAAAUCGUUCCAGGAUCCUGGGUUUUUAAACAUGGCCAUGCGAACCUUAGUCGGCGAUCAACUCAAAAAUGGUCGACAGGGCAUGUGGAAUAUUCGUGAAUCAAGACAAGGACAUGAUCGAGACGAAUUUGAGCAUGACACAAUCCGAAAGUCAUUCGCUUCUUCAUUACCUCGAAGAAGUUUUAGCCGACAUAGUGAUCAAGACAGCCAGACGCGUUUGUCAAAAAAACGGGGCCAAAUCUACUUCAACGGUAAUCGAACUCCCCCCACCCCAAACUACACUGAAACUAAAGCGUCUAUUCUUCGUCGUCGAACAGUGAAUGUGCAACCCCAUGAAAACUCGUUGACCAAGAGACCUUCAGUUUUGAGCAAUUAUCAUUCAUCAAGUAUGACUGAUUUGACAAGAGCCUCAAAAAGACGGAUAGACAAGACCAAUAAGAUACAUGGUAGCACUCCUGAGAGUUUGGAACUAUUCUGAUUAAUAAACAAAUCUGA